This is a messenger RNA of Rosa chinensis, 1411 nucleotides long. Its product is annotated as PHD finger protein ALFIN-LIKE 7. The coding region runs from base 363 to 1127 and encodes 254 amino acids. Gene Ontology annotation, cellular component: nucleus. The transcript is spliced from 5 exons. Gene Ontology annotation, biological process: regulation of DNA-templated transcription. The record is from RefSeq and is a predicted model, not a curated record. NCBI's taxonomy places the organism in Eukaryota, Viridiplantae, Streptophyta, Magnoliopsida, Rosales, Rosaceae. Gene Ontology annotation, molecular function: transcription coregulator activity; transcription cis-regulatory region binding; histone binding.
AUUGGAAAACAAAAAAAAAAAAAGGUAAAACCCCUCCAGAGAGAGAGAGAGAGAGAGAGCGAGGUAGUGCUCUGCGAGCGAGUUGUCAUUUCCUUUAAAUCCUCCCCUCUUCUUCUUCUUCUUCUUCUUCUUCCAAUCUCCCAUUUUACUCCUUAUGCUUGCAAUCGCCACACCUAUCUCCUUCUUCCAAUUACAAUUCACAAUUAAAAUCCCCAAUUCAUCAAACUAACAAACCCUAAUUUCAAUUCCCACAAUUCAAUUGCAUCUUCGCCAUGCUCCUCUGAUUGUCCGAUAGGUAUCAGUUGACAUUGAGAUUGAGAUUGAACGGUAGAGCCAGAGCGAGAGAGAGAGAGAGAGCGACAAUGGAGGGCAUACCGCACCCAGUACCUCGAACAGUGGAGGAAGUCUUCAGCGACUUCAGAGGCCGACGCGCUGGUUUGAUUAAGGCCCUCACCACCGACGUUCAGAAGUUUUACCAGCAGUGCGAUCCUGAGAAGGAGAACUUGUGUCUAUAUGGACUGCCAAAUGAGGCAUGGGAAGUUAACCUUCCUGUUGAGGAGGUGCCUCCUGAGCUUCCUGAACCAGCAUUAGGUAUAAACUUUGCUAGAGAUGGGAUGGCGGAGAAGGACUGGUUGUCGCUGGUUGCAGUUCACAGUGAUUCAUGGUUGCUUGCUGUUGCAUUCUAUUUUGGUGCACGCUUUGGGUUUGGCAAAAAUGAAAGAAAGAAGCUCUUUCAGAUGAUAAAUGAUCUCCCCACCAUAUUUGAAGUUGUGACAGGCAAUGUUAGGCAGCCUAUGAACCAAUCUGGUAUUCAUCACAACAGUAGCAAGAGCAAAUCAAGUGGGAAGCCGUCUCGGCAACCUGAAAUCAACCCAAGUAAAGGGGUAAAGAUGUCUCCACUAGCCAAAGAAGACGAGGAAAGCGGGGAAGAAGAAGAAGAAGAUGAUGAACAAGGUGCUACUUGCGGGGCGUGUGGAGACAACUAUGGCGCUGACGAGUUCUGGAUUUGCUGUGAUGUGUGUGAGAGAUGGUUUCAUGGGAAAUGUGUGAAGAUUACACCUGCAAAGGCUGAGCAUAUCAAGCAGUACAAGUGCCCAAGUUGCAGUAGCAAGAGGGCUAGAGUUUGAAUCUAGGUUUUGAAUUUGGAGACAACACCGAUCAAAGAAAUCAGAUGAGGUGUUUUACAACUAUCAGUACAUUUUGGAGUAAAACAAAAGUCAGUUGUCUAUCUUUUAGUUAAUGAAUUUGAAUGACUGCAGAUGGGAUUCUAAGUUUUGCUACUUUUGGCUUUUGUUCUGUCUAAUUUUAGCACGAAUUUGUUUCUAAUAUGAAUAGUCAGUUAUAAAUAUGUCCAUGCAGUAUCGGUGUUUGACUUUGAUACAUUUCUAAAUGUGGUUAUGCAGUCUAUUAA